Neohortaea acidophila is the source of this 1274-nucleotide messenger RNA. RefSeq lists its product as uncharacterized. The record is from RefSeq and is a predicted model, not a curated record. NCBI's taxonomy places the organism in Eukaryota, Fungi, Ascomycota, Dothideomycetes, Mycosphaerellales, Teratosphaeriaceae. Bases 167 to 1126 code for a protein of 319 amino acids. The transcript is spliced from 3 exons.
AGGCUAGUGCACCCGAGCCUCCGAAGACUUGACUGGGAGUGUUCUGAGUGUCGACAUUCUUGCGGGUCAUGUGGAGAUUACAACUCUGCCGGUCGUAGAUAAAGAUUUCUCUCACCGGCUCGACGAAUGCAAAGACUCGCUCAUCCCAUGCAGAGAGGCGUUGACAAUGGCGCUUCUAGCAUAUCAGGCCCUCGAUUCUCCUGAAGCUCUGCCAUCGUGUCGCUGCACAAUCAACUUCCAAGGACGUCUACUAUGCAAAAAGGAACUCCACAGACCGGCAACUGCAGCAGCGCGAAGCAGAUGGGAGCGCGUCGAAGGGGAACUGCGAGGCACAAGCCUAUCCUUUGAAUUCGUCCCUUUCCGACAACGCCAGGGGCGAGAGCAAGAUUCCACUCCCAGUCGAGCUCGCUCAUACACACUCCAAUUCGCCGACGCAGGCCUGGCAGUCGAUUCCAAAGACCACGUCAACCCCUUUUCCGAAGAGGGCGUCAACGCGUUUCGUCUCCGGGUGGAGGGCGAGCAGCUGCUAUGCGUCGCUCCUACAGCCGAAAAGGCUGCCAUCUGGGUCGAGCAGGUUCUCGCUGCGGUAGCAAUCAGUGGGCCAAUUGAUGAGAGGGCCAUGGCUAAAUAUCCUUGCAUCCCACCGAGAAGGCCAAAGGCGUCGAAUGCGUGUGAAGAGGGCAUUUCAGGGCGGUGGCUUUGGAUGAGAUGGUCAAGCCAGGCGCGAAUGCAGUACGACUGGUUGAUGGGAGUGUCGCAUGGGAGUCGAAAUGAAGGAUUGAAUCAGGACAUAGAGAUCGGGAAGGGACGCAUGCCACAUCACCCGGCGACGGCGCCGACGAAGGCUCUGGAGUGGUGGAUUAUCGAUGCGAUCGUGUCAGAUCCUGACACUGGUUCCAGAAUAUCCAAUCCAAGCGUUGCUGCGACGCAGUGUCCAUGCUCAAGUUGUCAAACGCCGGAAUCCUCCAAGGCGACGCGGCUUUCCUACCAGCACGGGACCAAAGAACCCAUAAUGACACUAAGUUCCAUAGAACUGCACAUACUUCAAUCUCAACGUGUCCAGCUCGAGCGCCCACAUGCUCACCGUCGUCGGCGCGCCGCAGAGACCGUUCACCAUUCCUUGUAAAAUGUGGCGACUAACGAUGGCGGAUCUGAACGAAGACAUAUGUAGAUCGUAGCUCAUGCCCAGCACACAAGACCCAGAUAGAUUGGCAGCAAUGGUCCCGAAGGGAAGCCCUUGACCAGUUUGUUCAGGUAGACUGAGAGCUGGAAUC